GCGGCGCCCAGGUCCCGGUGCGCUUUUGGACGUGGGUCUCUUCGGCGGCGGCUCGCGCGCGCCCUCCUCCCCUCUCCCCGGUCCGGGGCGCCGCCCGCGUGGAUGGGAUGGAAGCGGGUCCCUCGGGAGCAGCAGUUGCUGCAGGCACUUACCUGCCACCCCUCCAGCAGGUAUUUCAAGCUCCUCGUCGGCCUGGGAUAGGAACUGUUGGGAAGCCCAUCAAGCUCUUGGCCAAUUACUUUGAGGUGGACAUUCCCAAAAUCGAUGUCUAUCACUAUGAAGUUGACAUCAAGCCGGACAAGUGUCCACGCAGAGUCAACAGGGAGGUUGUGGAAUAUAUGGUACAACACUUCAAACCUCAGAUCUUUGGAGAUCGGAAACCGGUUUACGAUGGAAAGAAGAACAUCUACACCGUCACAGCUCUGCCUAUUGGUAACGAAAGGGUUGAUUUUGAGGUGACAAUUCCAGGGGAAGGCAAAGACCGAAUAUUUAAGGUCUCCAUUAAAUGGAUGGCCAUUGUGAGUUGGCGGAUGCUCCAUGAAGCUCUAGUGAGCGGGCAAAUCCCUGUUCCUUUGGAAUCUGUCCAGGCCCUUGAUGUCGCCAUGAGGCACCUGGCUUCCAUGAGGUACACUCCAGUAGGACGCUCCUUCUUCUCUCCCCCUGAAGGAUACUAUCACCCGCUGGGAGGAGGUCGGGAAGUCUGGUUUGGCUUCCAUCAGUCUGUCAGGCCUGCCAUGUGGAAGAUGAUGCUUAACAUAGACGUGUCUGCCACAGCGUUCUACAAGGCCCAACCGGUGAUUGAAUUCAUGUGUGAAGUGCUGGACAUCCGGAACAUCGACGAGCAGCCAAAGCCCCUGACCGACUCUCAGAGGGUUCGGUUCACAAAGGAAAUCAAAGGUUUGAAAGUGGAAGUUACUCACUGUGGACAAAUGAAGAGGAAAUACCGCGUCUGUAAUGUCACUCGGCGUCCAGCUAGUCACCAAACGUUUCCUUUGCAGCUGGAGAGCGGACAAACAGUGGAAUGCACCGUUGCACAAUACUUCAAGCAGAAGUACAACCUCCAGUUGAAGUACCCCCACCUGCCCUGUCUUCAAGUCGGCCAAGAGCAAAAACACACCUAUCUGCCUCUGGAGGUGUGUAACAUUGUGGCUGGCCAGCGGUGCAUCAAAAAACUGACAGACAAUCAGACGUCUACCAUGAUCAAAGCUACGGCGCGAUCUGCUCCUGACAGGCAAGAAGAAAUUAGUCGGUUGAUGAAAAAUGCCAGUUACAACCUGGAUCCAUACAUACAAGAGUUUGGCAUCAAAGUGAAAGAUGACAUGACCGAAGUGACCGGGCGGGUCUUGCCAGCCCCAAUUUUACAAUAUGGAGGCCGGAAUCGUGCCAUCGCCACGCCCAAUCAGGGGGUCUGGGAUAUGCGAGGGAAGCAGUUCUACAAUGGGAUCGAGAUCAAAGUGUGGGCCAUCGCGUGCUUUGCCCCUCAGAAGCAGUGCAGAGAAGAAGUGCUAAAGAACUUUACGGACCAGCUGCGCAAAAUUUCUAAGGACGCAGGGAUGCCAAUCCAGGGCCAGCCUUGCUUCUGUAAAUACGCCCAAGGUGCUGACAGUGUGGAGCCCAUGUUCCGACACCUUAAAAACACAUAUUCAGGACUCCAGCUCAUCAUCGUCAUCUUGCCGGGAAAGACACCGGUGUAUGCGGAGGUGAAGCGUGUAGGGGACACCCUUCUGGGCAUGGCCACUCAAUGUGUGCAGGUCAAAAAUGUGGUGAAGACUUCCCCCCAGACUCUUUCCAACCUCUGUCUCAAGAUCAAUGUGAAACUUGGAGGAAUUAACAAUAUCUUGGUGCCCCAUCAGCGAUCUGCAGUUUUUCAGCAGCCGGUUAUAUUCCUGGGAGCUGAUGUGACUCAUCCUCCAGCUGGUGAUGGAAAGAAGCCAUCCAUAACAGCUGUGGUGGGCAGCAUGGAUGCCCACCCAAGCCGCUACUGUGCCACGGUUCGGGUACAGCGGCCACGCCAGGAAAUCAUUGAAGACCUUUCCUACAUGGUUCGAGAACUCCUCAUCCAGUUCUACAAGUCCACACGCUUCAAACCGACACGCAUUAUCUUCUACCGGGAUGGUGUGCCUGAGGGACAGCUGCCACAGAUCCUCCACUAUGAGCUUCUGGCCAUCCGGGAUGCCUGCAUCAAACUGGAGAAGGAUUACCAGCCGGGCAUCACCUACAUUGUGGUUCAGAAAAGACAUCACACUCGCCUCUUCUGUGCAGACAAGAAUGAGAGGAUUGGCAAAAGUGGAAACAUACCAGCAGGAACUACUGUCGAUACGAACAUUACUCACCCUUUUGAGUUUGACUUCUACCUGUGCAGCCAUGCCGGCAUUCAGGGUACCAGCAGACCCUCCCAUUACUAUGUGCUUUGGGACGAUAACCGGUUCACAGCAGAUGAGCUUCAAAUUCUCACCUACCAGCUUUGCCAUACCUACGUCCGUUGUACCCGCUCUGUUUCUAUCCCAGCACCAGCAUACUAUGCCCGAUUGGUGGCCUUCCGGGCGCGAUAUCACCUUGUAGACAAAGAGCAUGACAGUGGAGAAGGCAGUCACAUCUCCGGCCAGAGCAAUGGCCGAGACCCUCAAGCUCUCGCCAAGGCUGUGCAGGUUCAUCAGGACACUUUACGUACCAUGUACUUUGCUUGAAAGCCCAACAUUUUUACCUCACUCCAGAAAGCUUUCCGAUUUGUAGGAGCCAUACAAAAAAGAGAGAGAGAAAGAAG
This is a messenger RNA of Pantherophis guttatus, 2764 nucleotides long. Its product is annotated as protein argonaute-1. Lineage: Eukaryota; Metazoa; Chordata; Lepidosauria; Squamata; Colubridae. The record is from RefSeq and is a predicted model, not a curated record. Gene Ontology annotation, molecular function: protein binding; RNA binding.